CAACCGCCCUCUUCGUCCCUUGCAGCCGCUGCGCCCGGCGAGGAAAUCCAGAUGGUGGCUUACACGCAGAGGAAAGCCAGGGUCAAGGAAGUGUGCUCGCUGUGGGGCGCCUACAACACCAAGCCCCGGUUCAUGAAGUUCGUGCAGAAGGAAACCGGCGUCAAGACCAAGGACGAGAUUCUCAAGGACAAGAUGGACCUCUCGCAGGCGCAGCUCGAGAGGAUAUGGCAGCUGAACAAGAGAACGACUUUCCACCAGAUGUUCGUGGAUCGCGACCACAGCCUCACGUGGUGCAAAGUGCCCAAGGCCGCGAGCACCAGCUGGCUCCAUGCAUUCCUUGAGAUCGCGGGCGAGAAGGACGUGUCAUCGAAGGAUAUGGCGGGAAAACACGCGCUACUGAGGGAGAGGUAUCCCAUGCUGACGAAUUCCUUGCUGAAACGCAUUAUGCCCACGACCCUCAAAUUCAUGGUGGUGCGUCAUCCUUUUGAGAGAGCACUUUCGGCCUAUCGGGACAAGCUUGAGGAUUAUGCACGAGACCUGAAAGACAGGGGAGGCUAUUAUUAUGCAAUCUACGGCAAGAAAAUAGUCAAGGCCUACCGCAAAGAGGGGACCAGUGGAGAGGACAGCAACCAGCACAGGGAACCAACCUUCCGAGAAUUCAUCCAGUACCUCCUUGACACAGACGUCGAGGAGUACGACGAGCACUGGAGACCCAUUUCCCUUCUGUGCACACCUUGCCACAUCAAGUAUGAUGUCAUUGCAAAGAUGGAGACCUUGUCGAAGGAUGCUGACUUCAUCCUGUACCAUCGUGGGCUUGCUGAUAACGUUCAUAUAGAAUGGUCACACAAAACAGACCAGCUGCAGAAGACGUCAGAUGUGGCAAGAACGUAUUUCUCACAGCUGACCUCCAGUGAAGUGAAGCAGCUGUAUCAUAAAUAUCUUCUAGACUUUCUAAUGUUCGAGUAUGAUUUGGAGCCGUACAUGAAAUUAACGCAGACGCAAAAAAUCAACACAACUUUGACCAUUGAUGGGAAUGAGGGCGAGGAAGAGUACUAUAAUGAAGACGAUGAAGAGUAUAGUGAAGAUAAUGAUGAUGAAGAUGAGGAGGAGGAGGUAGAGUAUGAGGAAGAGGAGACUCCUAAUACAGGUGAUCAUAAUUAUGAAGAAUAUGCAGUCAAUGAUAAAAUCGGUGAAGUUGAUAAUAACAUUUAAAGUAUUGUCAUGGAUUAUUUGGUAUUGUUUUACCUAUAGGAGUUAUUAUUGGCACAUUGGUGGUUACACAGCAAAGUGCCAACAAGGCUUCUUAUUUCUAUCUGUGAUUUUAACAUUUAAAAGUUACAUUGAUUUUUAAAUAUAUAAAUAUUCACUGCAGUACAUGUUCAUACCUUAAAAUAUCAGUCACUGAGAUGCAAAAAGAUCAUAGCAAAAUAAAACAAAAUCCUCUACAUUAAUUCAUAAACAUUGAAUAAACCAGUACUUAUAUAGAAGGUUUUAUGUGUCGGCUUAUGUAUUUUACACUUGUAUGCUGAGCUUCUAGAAAGUGGGUCUGCAGUAAUACAGAAAAUGGGGCAUUGAAACAAUGUUAUGUAUUAGUUAAGUCGUGUUUUUUUUACUUUAAGGUCUAAGCACUUGCCAUUCAUCAUAUAUUGUCAUCUGUGAGAUCAUUGCAUUCAUUGCUUAGCUCAAUUAUCUAAGGGCCAAACAUUUAAUGUAAGUAAUAUUUUUGCUGUGGGCUGUUCCAAAUCAAAUUUACAGAACCAACAUUAUAGUUGUUGCAACUACAGAUAUAAAAAGUAUAAGUAUGCCUUUGUUCCGAAUUGUGGCAUGACAUAGUUUGCUUCUUAGGACUUUCAUGUAUUUGCAACAUCUUUUGCCUAAUACAGAAGGAAUUAUGUCCACCAGAUUAUAAUCUAAUGCUGUACUAGAUCAACUGAUCUCAUUUUACAUGUUUUAAGAUAAAUUUACUUUAUAUAUGUCUAUACAUAUACA
Molecule: messenger RNA, 1989 nt
Organism: Penaeus vannamei (Pacific white shrimp)
Lineage: Eukaryota; Metazoa; Arthropoda; Malacostraca; Decapoda; Penaeidae
Source: RefSeq, a predicted model, not a curated record